AUGCGGUUAACUGGUGGUGGCGUUGGGUAUUUCAGAGGACCGGAUCUGGAAGAGCUGCAGCCGGGCCACGCAGCACCAGAGCCAGUAGAAAACUCCUUCGCCCAGGGCAAUAGACAGUCCGCCCGCAAACCCUACAUUCACCAUCUCCCGCUCCUUCCCGUGCAGACUUUUUUGAGCCUGAAUGUGCAAGAAACUGCCGAUGCAGGUGCCGAGACCCACCCAGGAUUCCAGAGGACCUUCUCGGCUUGCCCUGUCGCCCUCUCUGCUUCCCGCCUCGGUGACUCGGAGCGUCUGGAGGAUGCCAUCACCCCCGGUGUGGCCGCUGGCAGGAGUGACCCCGCGUGGCCCCUCCAGGGGCAAUGGGCUCAGGCUGCCAGGCUGCCCCGCACCAGCCUGCAGUGCAUCCCCUUCCGGGCGGAUCGGUCAGUGAGCGUGAUCGAGGGGAGCCGCAGCGAGGCCAAAGGGGGCUCUUCCCGCUACAAGACCGAGCUCUGCCGCACCUUCGAAGAAAGUGGCGCCUGCAAGUACGGGACCAAGUGCCAGUUUGCACACGGCGCCGGGGAGCUGCGGGGGCUCAGCCGCCACCCCAAGUACAAGACAGAGCCGUGCCGCACCUUCCACACCUGCGGCAUCUGCCCCUACGGCUCUCGCUGCCACUUCAUCCACAAUGCCGAGGAGCGCCGCCCGCUGCCGCAGCCGCCCUUGCUGCUCUGCCACAGCCUCAGCUCUGGGGAGCCCCUCCCUCCCGCCUCUCCGGCCUCUCCUGCUCCAGCCGCCUCCCGCACCCUCCGCCUCCCCCACGGGGCCGUUGGCUGCUCCCUCUGCAACCCUCUUGGCUCCAGCAAGGCUCCUCUGGGGUCGCCUGGCCCCUCCCCCUUCCCAGGCCUCCUGCUGCUUCAGAAAAGCCACUCCGCCGAUUCCCUCUCGGAUCAGGAGGACUCUGGCAGCUCAGGGGCCAGCAGUGGCUCAGCGUCCCCUGGCCUCGGGCCCCUGGGUCGGCGGCUCCCCAUCUUCAGCAGCCUCUCGGUCUCUGAUGACUGAUGGGACAGGUAUGGAUGUGCCUGAGAAGGGAGACACAGCCCAUAGCCUUUUCCAGAGGACUGGAGGAGCUU
This is a messenger RNA of Eublepharis macularius, 1112 nucleotides long. RefSeq names its product mRNA decay activator protein ZFP36L1-like. The coding region runs from base 1 to 1041 and encodes 346 amino acids. The transcript has 3 exons. Gene Ontology annotation, molecular function: metal ion binding; mRNA binding. NCBI's taxonomy places the organism in Eukaryota, Metazoa, Chordata, Lepidosauria, Squamata, Eublepharidae. The record is from RefSeq and is a predicted model, not a curated record.